AUGCCGCCGCCGCUCCCGCCUCCAGACGAGCAAGAGUUCGACCAGCCUCAGCUCAUCGGCGGCCUGCCGACGCCCGACCUCCAUGCCGGAAACAAUCUGUUUUGGUACUUUACUUCGUCGCCAUGGUUCGACUCGGAAUGUAUCAACAUCGACGUGUACCUGAACCUGCGGCAAAACGACCCGGUCGUGGCCGAGAAGAUCAUGAACGAUCCCAAGCUGUGGCAGCAAAGACUCGACGACCAGCCUGAAGGAACGCAGUAUGUCAUCGCAGGCGAGGGGCAGGGCGAGGGUCAUCCGUGGCUUCUGCAGCGCCAGCACAAGGUCCGGAUCACGGAGAACGACAAGGAGCGCAUCGAGAACUUUGUCGAGGGCAAUUGGUAUACGCAUGGGACAAAGAUGCUCAUGGCGCCGAGCCUGCUGGACAUUGUGCAGAGCCGGAUGCUUACCGUGUCGACGCGGAUGCAGCAAAUGGUUGAGCUGUCCAAGAGCAUGACGCACUGGACGCCGGCAACCGGCUACUCGUAUUUCCCUCGUUCGUACGAAACGGCAAAAGCAGCGACCACGGCGAGCCGGGUGGGCAGUCCGACGCUAGCGCCCACGGAUCCAGAUGCUCCCGGUUCGCAGGCCCCAGGCGCUGGCGCAGCGGCACAGGCACCAGAUGCAAUGGCCUUUGCGACCGAGUUCUCCGACGCGCUACUUAUGCAUUCGCUGAACCUGACAAAUGCCUAUGGCGACGAGUACAUGGACGAGAAUCCGCUCAAGGGCGAGCCCGGCGCCUUUGUUUUUGAGGGCACAAAGACUGCCGUGCAUGCGAGGAACAAGGCCCAGGAACAAGCGGCUCAAGCUGCACCACCACCUGCACUACCUGCACUACCUGCUGCUUUGAAGAUUGAUACCGCCACCCCCAGCGCAGUGCCAUCGGCCGCAGCCACGCCAAAGGUGGCCACACCAGCAGCUAUCGAAGGGCAUAGUAGAAAGAGCAGUGUUGCGCCUGGCUCCAAGAAGAAGAAGGAUAGGCGCAAGAGCCAGGCUGGACUCACUAGCCCAACAACGCCCAGUGUGCCGCAGAGUGGGUAGUUGUAGUGAUGUCAAGAUGUUUCUAUUUUUUUUUCACUUGGUCUUUGCCUAGUUCUUUAUUCAUGAUACCCAAUAUCAAU
Exserohilum turcica Et28A is the source of this 1157-nucleotide messenger RNA. RefSeq lists its product as uncharacterized. Gene Ontology annotation, cellular component: core mediator complex; mediator complex. The coding region runs from base 1 to 1077 and encodes 358 amino acids. NCBI's taxonomy places the organism in Eukaryota, Fungi, Ascomycota, Dothideomycetes, Pleosporales, Pleosporaceae. Gene Ontology annotation, molecular function: transcription coactivator activity. The record is from RefSeq and is a predicted model, not a curated record. The transcript has 2 exons. Gene Ontology annotation, biological process: regulation of transcription by RNA polymerase II.